AUGAAAAGAUUCUUUGGUAGUGGUGGUAUUAAAAUGAAAGAUAAAGUUAUAAUUAUAGCAGGUGGUACAGGUAUUGGUAAAUCAGAUUUAUCAUUAAAAUUAGCAAAACAAAUUAAUGGUGAAAUUAUUGGUGCAGAUUCAGUACAAAUUUAUAAACAUUUAACUAUUGCAAGUAAUAAAGUUACAGAUACAAAUGGUAUACCACAUCAUUUAAUUGAUAUGCUUGAUUUAGAUGAUAAUAAUUUCUGUUUAUUCGAUUAUUAUAGAUUGGCUAAAAAUACAAUCAAAGAUGUUUUAUCACGUGGUAGAGUACCAAUUGUAGUUGGUGGUUGUGGAUUUUAUUUAGAUACAAUAUUAAAAGGUUCAAGAGUAGAUUUAACAAAUGAUAAAGAAAGAGAUGAAAUUAAACUUUAUUAUAAUAAAAUUAAACAAGAAGAUAAUUGGGAUUAUUAUUAUGAUUUAUUAAAAAAGUAUGAUAUUGAAUCAGCAAAUAUGAUUUUAAAGAAUGAUUUUAUUAGGUUAUCAAAAAGUUUAUAUUUUAAUACAGUAAAAGGUGUAAAAUUUUCAACACAAAAGGAUGAUUAUCAAGAUUCAAUAGCAAAUGAAUAUGAUUUUCGUACAUUUUAUUUAUCAGGUGAUAGAUCGAAAAUGCAUAUAACUUUAAAUAAUCGUUGUGAAUCAAUGUUUAAAAUGGGUAUAUUGGAGGAGGUUUAUGACCUAUUGAAAAGAGAUAAAGAUUUACAUUUUAAAAAUUCAAAAUCUUCAGAAUCAAUUGGAUAUAGACAAAUUAUGGAUUUAUUAUUAAAACCUGUCGUUAGAAAUAUUGAUGAUACAUCAAUUAAUAUGAAUCAAUCAUUAAAUGCAAUUGAUGAAUCUGAUGUAAUUUCAACAAUUUUAAAUUUUCAAACUGCAAAUAGGAAUUAUUAUAGAAAACAAUAUUCUUGGUUUAAAAAAGAAAAAUAUUUUGAAUGGUUAAAUCCAAUUGAUAAUGAAAUUACUAAUCAAUAUAUAAUAAAAUCAUUAGAAUUACCAUUUGAUGAAUGGCAAAAUAAUAGAAAUUUAAAAAAAGAAGAAGAAAUUAGGACUUGUUCACCAAAAGAUACAAAAUUAAUAUCAUUAUAUAAACCAAGUAAACAAUUAGUUAGUUCUAUUCUUUUAAAUUCAAAUAAACUUAGAAACUCUUUAAUUAAAUCAAAUCCAGAAUUAUUUGAAAAUGAUAAUAAUAAUAAUAAAUAUAAAUAA
Dictyostelium discoideum AX4 is the source of this 1242-nucleotide messenger RNA. RefSeq lists its product as hypothetical. The coding region runs from base 1 to 1242 and encodes 413 amino acids. The transcript has 3 exons. NCBI's taxonomy places the organism in Eukaryota, Evosea, Eumycetozoa, Dictyosteliales, Dictyosteliaceae. The record is from RefSeq and is a predicted model, not a curated record.